Molecule: messenger RNA, 1293 nt
Organism: Penicillium odoratum
Lineage: Eukaryota; Fungi; Ascomycota; Eurotiomycetes; Eurotiales; Aspergillaceae
Product: DUF3500 domain-containing protein
Exons: 2
Coding region: 1-1293 (430 amino acids)
Source: RefSeq, a predicted model, not a curated record
AUGACCUCCACCAAUUCAUCCCUAGAGAAGCCGACUGGCGAGUACCGCCAGUACUUACCCGACCUGAGCCUCAAGCGCUUCCAGGUGAUGUGCACGCAGGACGCGCACGAGUACGCUCAUGACUUUAAGACAUUGAAGCAGCCCCCAUGGUUGCACGGACUGUAUAUGCAUUGGUUGGACUUGUUGCAGGAGCCUUUCAAGGGUGUCACCACCGAUGGCCGCGUCCGACCCGAUCUUUUCACUCUGCAAGAUGAAGAUGUUCCAAUCCAGCACAUCGUCGAUACCACACAGACAUUCCUCAGCCUUUUGGAUGAUAAGCAGAAGGAAGCCGUUAGCUACCACAUCGACUCCCCACAGUGGCGCACAUGGUCGAACCCUGAGUUCCUACUUGCAAACAAGGGUGUCCGUCUCGACGAGGUAACCGAGAAUAUUCGUGAUGCCGUCAUGAACAUCCUCAAGGCUACCCUUUCUCCCGAGGGCUAUGAAAAGGCCGUCAGCGCUAUGCGCAUCAACCAUUUCCUCGGCGAGUUGGUCAAGUCCCCGGCCGUGAUGAACGAGUUUUCCUACAACUUUGCUCUCUUCGGUCGGCCCUCGAUUACCAGACCCUGGGGCUUCUCUUUCUAUGGCCACCAUCUGUGUUUGAAUAUCUUCCUGUACAAGGGUCAAAUCAUCGCGUCGCCAUGGUUCACUGGUGCAGAGCCCAAUGAGAUCGACGAGGGUCCUUGGGCCGGAACUCGGAUUAUGCAGGUGGAAGAGAAGUUGGGUCUGGAGCUGAUGCAGUCAUUGACUGUGGAGCUUCAGAAUGAGGCGAGGGUAUUCGAGAAGAUGAAAGAUCCUGCUAUGCCACCUGGUCGCUGGAACAAGGAUGACCAGCGCCAUCUGUGUGGUGCCUACCGUGAUAACCGGGAGGUUCCGUAUGAAGGUAUUCUGGCGUCGACUUUCAACGAGGCGCAGAAGAAGCUUAUGUAUGGCAUUCUGGAGCAAUACUUGCUUUACCUGCCGGCCAAGUCUCGGGCCUUGAAGCUUGAGCAGGUGCGUCGGUGGGAGGCGGAGACUUACUUCUGCUGGAUUGGUGGUAAUGGUGAUGAGGAUCCAUUCUACUACCGUAUUCAAAGCCCGGUUAUCCUUGUUGAAUUUGAUCAUCACUCUGGUGUGUUCUUGAACAACGACGAACCUAAGAAGUUCCACAUUCACACCUUACUCCGCACUCCUAACGCGGGCGACUAUGGCCAUGCCCUGCGGGCUCAGGUUCCGGCUAUUGAGGGAUUGAACGGGAAGGAGAUUGUUUGGUAG